UCCCCAACCCAGUGAGGAGGGGAAGUGUGCACGCGGAGACAACAUGGAGCUGAGUGAAGGAAGCAGAUGAGUCGUCGUCGACGUUCUUCCCUUUUUUUAAGUUCGUCGUGUGACAGCGAGUUGGACCCUCGCGGGUUGAGGUUGGCGGGAUGUCAGCGCCGAGGGUUGAUUUUGGGCAAAAGGUGGACGACAACCUGAACCGGUCGCUAGCAAUUCACAGGGCACACAGAGACAGACAGCCGUUCAAACCAACCUUCACAUCUUAACUGAGCGAGAACUGAACCCACGCUGCCUGCACCAAACUCAGGCAACCCACAUGCAGUAAGGAUAUUUAGCACACGCGUCUUCUUCCAACUUCCAUACAUUUUCAAAACCUUUUUGAUGUCAACAUGGAUUGUGGAGAGAACAUCCCGGCUCAAGAUGAACACCUCAAAUCAGACCGCUUGAAUCUCAGCGGACUGUACCACGUGGGUCGGACCUUGGGAAGGGGCCACUAUGCAGUGGUCAAACUGGCUCGCCAUGUCAACACUGGGCAGCUGGUUGCUAUCAAGAUGAUUGACAAGACCAAACUUGAUGUCAUGGCAACAAGCCACCUCUUACAGGAAGUCAGAUGUAUGAGGCGGGUGCAACAUCCCAACGUGGUCUGUCUUUAUGAGGUCAUUGACACACCCACCACCCUUUACCUGGUCAUGGAGCUGGCAGAAGGGGGUGACCUGUACGACUACAUCCUUCGCCAUGAGACUGGCGUUGCUGAGGGCACUGCCAAACGCCAUUUUGCCCAGAUUGUGCGAGCCGUGGCAUACUGCCACGAGCUUCACGUGGUGCACCGAGACCUGAAGCCAGAGAAUGUGGUGUUCUUUCCACAGCAGGGGGCAGUGAAACUGACAGACUUUGGGUUCAGUAACUUAUUCAAACCUGGGACAAUGUUGGCCACCAGCUGUGGAUCCCUGGCAUAUUCCGCACCUGAAAUUCUGCUGGGAGAAGAGUAUGAUGCUCCAGCUGUGGAUAUCUGGUCUCUGGGGGUGAUCUUGUAUAUGUUGGUGUGUGGGGUUCCUCCCUUCCAAGAGGCCAACGACAGUGAGACUCUGGUAAUGAUUCUGGAUUGUCGUUACUCCAUCCCUGACCACGUCUCAAGUGACUGCAGAGAUUUGAUCUCCAGGAUGCUCCAGAGAGAUCCAUCACUCCGAGCAUCGCUGCAGGAGAUUGAAGCUCACCACUGGUUGCAUGGGUUGGACAAUGUACUGCUCAGCCCAGAAGCCCCUCCCCAUUGGCUCUCAGGGGCUCUCUCGUCCACUUCGCCACUCUCGCGAAUGGUCGAGUGCGGCGACCUGCUGGCCGCCAAGCCGCAGUCCUUGCCUGCUCCACGGCAGGUCAACCUCGGCUACUCGCUUCACCCAGCACCAGCCGAUGAGCCUCGUGUAACAAAGAACCUCCCGGCUCUCCUGCAGAUUUGUGAGGAGGAGGAGGAGGAAGAAGAGGAGGAGAGCAACCUGGCCACAGAGUGUGAAGGUUUGUUGUCGUUGAAUGGAACUGAGCCACAGAAGGAAACCGAGGUCGCGCUUGAAGGAGCAGAUGACCAAGAGGAAAGAAAGGAAGAGCAAAGAAGCCCGGAGGAGAUGAUGGAAGGAGCAGAGAUGGAGAUUGACCACAUACACACCUCGUCUGUGAUUUCAUACCAACCAAUGGGUCACAUAGGCAAUCUGGUCAGUCGUGCUCCCGAGCCCCCCGCUUCGUGCGAGCCAGAGACUGCUUUGAGGGUGCCAUGCUGCCAGGGCUGGAUGGAGCCCACAAGCCCGGAGACUGAACCAAACAACAACUUCAACAAACCUGCCGCCUGCGCAACACCCAAGAAACAAAAGACAUCUCGCACGGGAAAGAAGGACCAGAGGACAGACACGGGCACGAGGGAUGACUUUGUGACUGACAGAUCCCAAUCCCACAAUGCAACGGUGUCUUGGGACGAAGCCGCCGCUAGGACGGAGCCAGCAGGGAAACGUCACAGCCUCAAACUGCGUGAGCGCCUUUUCCAGCUGCCUCUGUGUGAGAAAGCGUUGGCCUUCAACAUCCCGACAAACAAUAAAGCCAAGAUCCUCCCGCUGGCCCAGUACAACUGUUGCCAUGUGCUCUAAAUGACACACAACACGCACUCCCAGCUGUGUGAACGUGGCUACGGGACACUUUGGAGUGCAACAGAGAUCACAAUUUGAAGCUCCACUUUGUCUUAUAGCACAGUGGCUUCACUGUAGUUCGUUAUCGCCCACUUUGCUGUUCGACUUCCCAAUCAAACAAUGACUGUAGCAAGCACACUGUCGAUGGAAGAAGGCUGUCUUGACGAAGGCUUCACAGAAAAAAAGCACUUGUUUCUUCUUCUUCCAUUUCCACAACCUGCUUCUUUGGUUACAAACUUCUUAAUAUAAGCUCAGAGACUGUUACAAUAUGUUAUGAUAUAUAUAUAUAUAUAUAUA
This is a messenger RNA of Syngnathoides biaculeatus (alligator pipefish), 2465 nucleotides long. It is a transcript of the gene snrkb, whose product is annotated as SNF related kinase b. Gene Ontology annotation, molecular function: ATP binding; protein serine/threonine kinase activity; tau-protein kinase activity. Lineage: Eukaryota; Metazoa; Chordata; Actinopteri; Syngnathiformes; Syngnathidae. Gene Ontology annotation, biological process: protein phosphorylation; microtubule cytoskeleton organization; intracellular signal transduction. The record is from RefSeq and is a predicted model, not a curated record. The transcript is spliced from 6 exons. Gene Ontology annotation, cellular component: cytoplasm. Bases 390 to 2129 code for a protein of 579 amino acids.